UAGAUCUUCAGGACGUCGAGCCCGUUUGCAGCCGCUGCCGUAACGGGGUCGUGUAUGGAUUGACUUCAUGUCACCUUUAAAACCCCUUUUGUGGUUUUAAAACCCCUUUUGUGGUUUUAAACUUCAAGAAACCACCCAGACUUUUUGCCAUCUCGCCUUUGAGUUUUUCUGGAGAAAUAUAUGUUUAUUUUUUUGGCGCCGGUGGUUCGCGAAAUCUUGCCGGUUGCGGACGAUGCUCAAAAUGUUGGUAUAAAACAUUCGAGCGUUCUCAACGGUGAAACUUUACCUCAGAAAAACAGUGGAUAACUAUCGUUUUUACCUGAGGUAAUUGUUGUGUGAUUUUUACCUCAGAAAGUGAUGGCGGUGUGGGGGGCACGGCUGCUCGUGUUUUUCGUGAGUCUCACGGUUCUCCGGUUCGGCGGUGCAGAUAAAGGUUCUAAUAUUCGGGGUUUCGCUCCGUUCAGGUUCUCCGUGGAACCCGUCGACACGUUGGCUGUACGUGGUCUCCCUGCCGUUCUGAACUGCUCGGCCAUUAGCGACACUCCGGUAAUGGUAGAAUGGAAGAAGGAUGGAACAUUCCUGAAUCUGGCAGCGGACGAUAGGAGAAGCAAGCUCGCUGAUGGGUCUCUACUCAUCAGCACGGUGAUCCACUCCAAACACAAUAAGCCUGAUGAGGGGGUCUAUCAGUGUGUGGCAACCAUCGACAAUCUGGGUACAAUCAGCAGCCGAACCGCACGACUCACUGUGGCAGGGCUUCCACGGUUCCUCAGCCAACCGGAGGGCGUGUCCGUGCGUAUGGGCGGCACUGAGAUGCUCAACUGCGAGGUGGCGGAGGAGCUCGCCCCAUUCACCCGCUGGGAGAGGGGCGAUCAGACCGUCGAGUUGGACAGCAGGGUGUUACAGCUGCCCAGCGGAGCCCUCGUGAUCAGUAACGCCACCCGGACCGAUGCCGGACUCUACCGCUGCGUGAUUGACGGUCUGGGACCGGCCAAAACCAGCGAGGAGGCGGAGCUGCGAGUGUUGGCGGAUUCGGGUGUAGAGGAGAAGCUGGAGACCCUUCAGAGCCCGGUUGCCGUGGCAAAGGUUGUCGGGGAGAGUGUGUUGUUGCCGUGCGUCAUGAAAGGCUAUCCUGUACCAUUUAUGCGCUGGACGUUUAACGGCCGGCCGAUUGAUGAGGGCAAUGACCGUUUCGCUGUGAUUGGUGGAGGCAGUCUGCAGAUCCUGAAUCUGACAGAAGAGGAUGCUGGGAUAUACGGUUGCCAGGCGGACAGCGGCAACAUGACCAGCGAGAUACAAGCAGAACUCGCAGUGAGAGUUCCUCCUCAGUUCGUGACGAGACCCUCCAACACUUACGCCCAGGAGUCCAUGGACAUCAUCUUUGAGUGUGAUGUCACAGGGUCACCGCCGCCCACUGUCAAAUGGAUGAAGGACGGAGACACGGUCAUCCCGAGUGACUACUUCAGAAUAGUGAAGCAGCACAAUCUUCAAGUUUUGGGUUUAGUCAAAUCAGACGAGGGUUUUUAUCAGUGUUUAGCGGAGAACGACGCCGGGAACGUCCAGGCGAGUGCUCAGCUGAUCAUACUGGAUUUAGACGUUGCCAUCCCUUCCGCUGUCCCUUCACUGACUGAUGCCACUGCUGAUCAUGUAGCGUCCAGCCCUGGCGAGCGCUCUGGUCCCACCCCUGCACCGCGUGAUGCCGUGGCAUCUUUGGUGUCCACCCGCUUCAUCAAGCUUACAUGGCGACUUCCUGCCGAGCCACACGGGGACAACAUCACCUACUCAGUGUACUAUAGUUUGGACGGCACUAACAGGGAGCGUGUUGAGAACACGAGCGGACCAGGAGAGAUGCACGUCACCAUCCAGAACCUCGUUCCUGACACCAAGUACACAUUUCGGGUGGUCGCGUCUAAUGCCAACGGCCAGGGCGAGAGCUCCGCACCACUUACAGUGGCCACCCAGCCGGAGGUUCAGGUACCCGGGCCGGCCCCUAAUCUGCAGGUGGUAUCUGUUGGCACCACUUCAGUCACCUUGAGUUGGGAGAGACCAAUCACUGGAAACGGGGAGAUCCAGACCUACAAACUCUUCUUCAUUGAGAAGGGUCGAGACUCUGAGCAGGACAUGGAUGUUACAGGUUUGUCCUACACGAUGACGGGGCUCAAGAAGUUUACAGAAUACAGUUUUAGAGUGGUGGCGUACAACAAACAUGGUCCUGGCGUGUCUACUGAGGACGUUACAGUCCGAACGCUGUCUGACGUACCGAGCGCUCCUCCACAGAACCUGACCCUAGAUGUGCUCAAUUCAACGAGCAUCAUGAUCCGAUGGCAACCGCCUCCUGUGGGCACAUUGAACGGAGAACUGACGGUGUAUAAAUUACGAUACCGGAAAGGACUCAGAAAAGCGGAUGCAAUUGAAGUGUCAACCCCACAACUCUAUCAGCUGAUUGAUGGUCUGGAUAAGGGCCAGGUUUACACGUUUAGAGUGUCGGCCACCACCGUAAAUGGAACCGGACCAACGACGGAGUGGAUCGCAGCGGAAACCUUUGAGAACGAUCUGGACGAAUCUCAGGUACCGGGAGUCCCGAGCUCGCUGCACGUUCGUCCACUGGUAAACAGAAUCGUGGUGAGCUGGACUCCUCCAGACAAUCAAGACAUUUUAGUCCGAGGUUAUAAAAUCGGAUACGGUAUCGGCAGCCCUCACGCCCACACGGUCACUCUGGAUUACAAGCAACGUUUCUACAGCAUUGAUAACCUUGAUGCCAGCUCUCAUUACGUCAUCACCCUCAAAGCGUUCAACAACAUGGGCGAAGGAAUUCCGAUCUACAACAGCGCCACCACUAGGCCUGAGUCCGACCCCAUAGACCCUGAUAUUGAUUUCUAUGAACUGUUCAAUAACCCAUACACCCCAGCACCCGACCCCACACCCAUGCUGCCCCCGGUGGGCGUUCAGGCGACCGUCCUCGGCUUCGACACCGUCAAAGUCAGCUGGGCUGACAACUCGCUCCCGAAGAACCAGAAGAUCACCGAUUCCAGAUAUUACACCAUACGAUGGAAGACCAACAUUCCCGCCAACACAAAGUUUAAGAUGGCAAACACCACGUCUCUGUUACAUACUGUGACGGGACUGAAACCCAGCACACUGUAUGAGUUCUCCGUUAUGGUGACUAAGAGCCGCAGGAGCAGUACGUGGAGUAUGACGGCCCACGGCACCACCUUUGAGUCCAUUCCCAGCUCCGCCCCUAAAGAUGUGACAGUCAUCAGUAAAGAGGGAAAUCCACGAAUCAUCAAUAUUAACUGGCAGCCGCCCACUGAAGCCAACGGCAAAAUCACAGGUUACAUCAUCUACUACAGCACUGAUGUGAAUGCUGAGGUCCAUGAUUGGGUAGUGGAGCCUGUGGUGGGCAACCGACUGACCCAUCAGAUUCAGGGUCUGACCCUCGACACCACGUACUACUUUAAGAUCCAGGCGCGCAACUCUAAAGGCAUGGGACCCAUGUCUGACACAGUGCACUUCAGAACGCCUAAAGCUGAACCGUCUGAUAAGAUGUCGAGUGAUCAGGGGCUGCAAGUAAAACCCGGCCACCCCACCCUGCCGGAACAUGGGAUCGGAUCCAACUUUGAUAAGCCAGGCAUCACAGGCAGUCAGGAGAGUCAUAUUCUGGUGAUAGUGGUGAUCGUUUCAGUCGGAGUGUUUACGAUCAUCGCUGUGGUCGUCGGGGCCAUCCUCUGCACACGCCGGUCCAACUCACACCAGAAAAAGAAGCGUGCAGCGUGCAAGUCCAACCUCGGCUCUCACAAAUACAAGAGUUCUUCUAAAGACCUGAAACCUCCUGAUCUCUGGAUCCAUCACGAGUCUCUGGAGCUCAAACCCAUGGACAAAUCACCCGAACCGAACCCGGUUAUGACCGAGACGCCCAUCCCUCGAACCGCCCCGGACCCGACCGUUGAACCCUCCCAUCAGAGACGGGGUCAUGAGGUCGAGGAAAGUGUGUCCACGGUGGCUGCACUGAGGGGAGUGAGACCGAAAAUGAUGAUGCCCUUCGAUUCUCAACCUCCCCAGCCCGUGAUUAGCGCUCACCCCAUUCAUUCCCUCGAUCAUCUUCAUCACCAUCAUCAUCACUAUCAUCUUCCUCCGCGCGGCUACCUUCACCAUCAGAUCAGCCUGAGAGCGCCCGCCAUACCAACGCCAUACUUAGACAGGGCGCCCUCUACAGAGUCUGUGAGGACUCAACCCGCUGCACCUGAACCUCCGGUUGCCCCCGGUCAGCCCACCUGCACAGUGGAGCUGCAGAAGACGGAAGCGGUCAUUAAUGAGGAAGACCCGCCGAGCAUAAACCCACCGACGGCCCACGUCAGGCCAACACACCCGCUCAAGAGCUUUGCUGUGCCAGCGGUCACUGUCUCCGCCCACAACCCGCCCACCUAUAAGUCGGCAUUACCCAGCAACCCUCUGCUGGCACAGCAAGUGCCUGGCGUUAAGACCGCGUCCAUCGGAACACUAAGUCAAGCACGAGCUCCAAUGACAGGAACAGUCCCGAAUGCACCCGUCCAAUCAGAAACCAGCAAGAUGUUGUCACAGUCGGACAUGACGUAUGAAACAGAUGAACUAUCGGAGGAAAUGGCUCACCUUGAGGGUUUGAUGAAGGAUCUGAACGCCAUCACCACCGCCUGAAGCACACAACAGCUCAGACCAAUCAAACACGCUGAAAUUUCCCGGCUUAACCCUGCUCUCAGGAAGAAUCAGGCCGUUUUUAAAAAACACUGAUCCCACAUCAGCUUUAAGAAUGAGGAACUGAAUUAUCAAUGACUGGAAAUGGAUAACGGCUGCUGUUUAUCCAUCCUGCAUGGGUCUUUGUGGAGAAAAGCCGAAAAGAUGCGAAUUUGAAUUCAAACGUUCGACUCCGAUAAACCGUUUUGCACAACAACAAAAAAAAUGUCUAUGUUCUUUUGGGAUUGUAUUUCCAUAAUACAUAUUUAAAGUGCAUAUAUGUGUGUUUUGUUUAUGUUAAUAAUAGGACUUUUAUUUUGUAAAACCUCAUGUUUGCACACAUUAGGCUUCUUUUAUGAAACACUAGCCAAAUUUGUGUAAAUUGUUCGUAAAAUUAUUUUUACCUAAAUGGUCAGAUCCAGUUUAAUGGGCCUUAUCUGUGAAAUAUGAGCAGAGCACAUUACUGCGUAAAUGGUUCAUAAAUAUAUGUGGAUGUAUACAUUUUCCCAUUAAAUGGAACAAAUGACAAAUUAAUGGUUUUAUGUACAAUUCAUACAGAAAUUCGUUUUUCGCGUUUUUAAUGAAUAAGCAUUCUUAAGUAAAUUGUCAUAUUCAAUUUAGUGUUCGUAAAACCAUGCUUACGUACAUUAGGCCUUAUUCAUUAAACAUGCGCAGAAUGAAUCUGUGUACUUUUUUAAUAAAUCGAUUUGUACGUAAUAUUGUCUCAUUGAACUGAAUGCGACAAUUUACACGAAUAUUUUUACGUAUGAUAUACACGGGAAUCCGUUCUGUUCGUGUUUCAUGAAUCUGGCCCACCUCAAUGUUCGGAAAAUUCGUAAAAUCACUAUGUUAACUUUCACAAUCAAUUAAACAUUCUGGAAACAUUCUUAAAUGAAUUGGGCUUUGUGCGUAUUUAAUUGAAUUUGACAAUUUACGGUAAAAAGGUGUUAUGGAAAAAUAUUCAUAUUUAUUUUGCUUGUGUUUCAUAAAUGAGGCUCAUUGUUGCAUUCAAUUUAAUGUUUGUAUAAUAACUUUUGCAUAAAUCGUCACAUUUAGUUCAGCGUUCGUAAAACCAUUCUUACGUAAAUUUUCUAAUUCAAGUAAAUGUUCGCAAACCCAUCUUAGGUUAAUCAGCACAUUCGGUUCAUUGUUCAGAAAUGCAUUCUUAUAUAAAUUGUCACAUUUUGACAAUUUACGCAAUAAUUAUUUUACGUAUGAUAUACACGGGAAUCCGUUCUGUUCGUGUUUCAUGAAUCUGGCCCACUUCAAUGUUCGUAAAAUUCGUAAAAUCACUAUGUUAACUUUCACAAUCAAUUAAACGUUUUGGAAACAUUCUUAAAUGAAUUGUCGCUUUGUGCGUAUUUAAUUGAAUUUGACAAUUUAUGGUAAAAAGGUGUUAACGGUAAUAGCGUUUGCAUAAAUCGUCACAUUUAGUUCAGCGUUCGUAAAACCAUUCUUACGUAAAUUUUCUAAUUCAAGUAAAUGUUCGCAAACCCAUCUUAGGUUAAUCAGCACAUUCGGUUCAUUGUUCGGAAAUGCAUUCUUAUAUAAAUUGUCACAUUUUGACAAUUUACGCAAUAAUUAUUUUACGUAUGAUAUACACGGGAAUCCGUUCUGUUUGUGUUUCAUGAAUCUGGCCCACCUUAAUGUUCGUAAAAUUCGUAAAAUCACUAUGUUAACUUUCACAAUCAAUUAAACGUUUUGGAAACAUUCUUACAUGAAUUACGUUUUGUGCGUAUUUAAUUGAAUUUGACAAUAUAUUUAAAAAUAUUCAUAUUUAUUUUGCUUGUGUUUCAUAAAUGAGGCUCAUUGUUUCAUUCAGUUUAAUGUUUGUAUAAUAACGUUUGCGUAAAUCGUCACAUUUAGUUCAGCGUUCGUAAAACCAGCCUUACGUAAAUUUUCGAAUUCAACUAAAUGUUUGCAAACCCAUCUUAGGUUAAUCAGCACAUUCGGUUCAUUGUUCAGAAAUGCAUUCUUAUAUAAAUUGUCACAUUUUGACAAUUUACGGAACAAUGGUUUUAUGAAAAAUGCACUCGUGUUUCAUGAUCGAGUUUCUGCUGUGUUGCUUUAUUUUAGUGUGUUAUCCUGAGUUGCUCCAUAAACAUGCAUAUGUCAUGAGCUUCAUAUAAACGCUUUGUCUAAGCGUCAUCGUUGGAGAGAAAGUGAGAUCUGUGGAGCUUCUAUCUCUCGGAUGCAACAUCCCAUCUGUCGUGAGGGAUGCCCGUAGCAUUACAAUUAUGAAUGUGCAUAAAACAGCGGAUUCUAUGGAUACCGCGUGGACUUGCUGACAGCUUCCUGUUUUUUUUCUCGUUAAGCUCUGAUGUUAUGAUCUUAUUCCAACAUACAGUGACAUUGAGGUUUGGUGCUGCAGAAACUCCUGAAAUUGAGACGGUUUGCAAAAGUGAAGUGAAUCGUUCCAAACCUCGGAGCCGCCUGCUCCUGUUCCCCGGGGUCCGGACUCCUAAUUUGGGGCCCCAGAGAUUCUUCAUGGAGUUUAAUGCCAAGUGACUCUCACAUUUUUGUACUUUGAGAGCUAUAUAUACACACACACACACACACACACAAUGAACUGCAGAUAUUUGCUUACGUAAAUACUUUGUACACUCCCAAAAAAAUGAUUUUUAUAUAUUCAUGUAUUGGUUUGUUUUAUAUGAAUAUGACACAUCGCUUUGUAAACAUUUUCCAUGUAAGUUAUGAUAGCGGAAAUGGUUAAAUAUUCUGCAUUGUGUUUUCGCCGUGCCGGUUGGCGGACACGUUCUUCUAAAGACUGAGAGAAAAUAUCGAUGACGACGAACUCUGCCUUGCUCGUGUACAGUUUCUCACGUCAUGAAUGUCAAUGUGGCUGUAACAAGUUCUGCUUAUGAAUUAAGUUGUUGUUUUUGUUUACAAUAACGGAGGAAGAUUUAAAAAAAAAAAAAAAAAGGAAAAAAUAAGACACUGAACCAUGUUGUAUGGGCAGUGUACCGUCAACUGUCAUUUGCACUUUUUAUAUUUCGGAUUUGAAAUGGAUCGCUGAUGACGUGAAAUAUAAACCUAUUUUAUGUAACAAUGAUGUCACAAGUAAACAGCUAGUUUCAAAGACAAA
Molecule: messenger RNA, 7789 nt
Organism: Xyrauchen texanus (razorback sucker)
Lineage: Eukaryota; Metazoa; Chordata; Actinopteri; Cypriniformes; Catostomidae
Product: neogenin-like
Biological process (GO): cell-cell adhesion
Cellular component (GO): membrane
Molecular function (GO): protein binding
Source: RefSeq, a predicted model, not a curated record